AUGGCAGUCUUCAAAUCCACACCUAUAACCACCGGCUGGGAGUUCAAACAAGUUGGAGCUGUCGGUGUGCCGGAAUGGACGGGUGGUUUCCUCUCAGUCGCUCAGUUCCCCACGAACGUGCACCUGGACUUGAUGAAACACAACAAGAUACCGGACCCUUACAUUGGAUUGAACGAGCAUGAUGUCCAGUGGGUCGGAGAGCAAAAGUGGCUGUACAGAACCCAGUUCAGUCAUGAUGGCCCAGAUUCUUCCGUUGAAAAAGGUAAAAAAUAUGUUCUCCGGUUCGAGGGUUUGGAUACGUUCGCCACCGUCUCAUUGAACGGGCAUUCUAUUCUGGAAUCAGAUAAUAUGCACCGCACCUAUCGCAUUGACAUCGCCAAUACCAUCCAGGAGGGUACAAACACUCUUGAAAUCCUUUUCGAUGUUCCGCUAGUCAGGGGGCGAGAACUAUUAGAAAAAUUUGGCCACCACACGGUCCAGUUCAACGGAUCCACGGAGAAAAGUCGCGUCUUUGUCAGGAAAGCGCAGUACCACUACGGCUGGAAUUGGGGACCCGAGCUCACAACCUGCGGCCCUUGGCGCCCGAUCAUCUUGGAGGAGUAUUCGGCAAAGGUUUCAGACCUAUCGUGUCGUAUAACCGUUGAUACAGACCAAGAAUCUGCCUUGAUCAAGGUUGUCGCUGAGACUGAGGAUUGCAAUGCCGAUGACAUUAUCAAACUGACAAUCACCGAUCCAACUGGCAAAGCGACGGGCGACUCUGUCAUGCUGCCUGUACGCGAAAACCUGGCAAACUUCACUGUCGAUAUCCAGGACGCGCAAUUUUGGUGGCCAAUUGGCUAUGGGCAGCAGCCUUUGUAUAUCUUAUCCGCCGAACUACUCCGGAACGGGAUUUGCAUUCACUCGAUCACGAAAAGAAUCGGACUUCGAGAAGCUAAGCUCGUGAUACAACCGCUAAAGGAUGCACCCGGAACUUCCUUUUUUGUUCAGGUGAACGGCGUGCCAAUCUACAGCAACGGAUCAAAUUGGUGUCCAGCAGACCACUUUGUGCCCAGAGUGAGCCCUGAGCGCUACCGUACGCAGCUGAACCUACUGGCCGAGGGUAAUCAAAACACUGUGCGCGUCUGGGCAGGCGGUAUAUUCGAGGAGGAUAUUUUCUAUGACAUUUGUGACGAGCUCGGCCUCCUGGUUUGGCAGGACUUUCUGUUCGCUUGCGCGGCGUACCCGGCGCAUGAGAGCUUCAUUCAAAAUAUCACAGCUGAGGUGGAAGACAAUGUCUCUCGUCUGCGUCACCACCCUUCCAUUGUUGUUUGGAACGGCAACAACGAAGAUUACCUUUUCGCCGAGCUCUUCAAGACAAACUACGACAUCACAGAUAAGAACCCGGAGAACUGGUUGAAGUCGACAUUCCCAGCCCGAUAUAUAUACGAAAUUACUCUACCUGCUCUUUGCAAGAGGUUGAUUCCCGAUUCUAGCUACCAUCCGGGCUCCCCAUGGGGCGGUGAUUCCUUCAAUAAUCCCCUUGUUGGAGACACGCACAGAUGGGAAGUUUGGCAUUAUCUUCUUCCCUGGCAGAAGUAUCCGCAACUGAAGAGUCGCUUCAUUUCAGAGUUCGGUAUGGCGUCGCUCCCGCAUAUCAAAACCAUCGAUUCCUAUCUUGUCGAAUCACCGGCCUCUGAGAGGCAUCCACAUUCACGUACGGUUGACGAACAUAACAAAGAGCACCAACAUGAGAGAAAGAUUGCAACAUAUCUGGUCGAAAACUUCAAGUACACCUAUGACCUGGAGGACUAUAUCUAUGUUACACAGCUCAAUCAAGCCGAAGCUAUGACCUGCGCUCUGCGGUCAUGGCGAAGAGAAUGGCAGGGUAAGGGCAAAGAGUACUGCGGUGGAGCCCUCAUAUGGCAGUUCAACAGCACUUGGCAAGUGACAUCGAAAGCGCUCAUUGAUUACUACAAUCGCCCGAAAAUGGCAUAUUUCACGGUCAAGCGCGAUAUGGCGCCCAUAACCAUCGGCAUGGCGCGAACAGAGACCAAGGCCCCCGGGAUGAAGCACACACGAGCUUUUAUAAAUUCGGAGGUAAAGCUCGAGGGCUGGGUGACAAAUAUGAAACUCAGCAAAAUGAGGCUCCUGCUGUCACUGCAGGUGUUCGCCCUUUCGACAGGAAAGGUACUCUUCUCGAAGGAAGAAACCUGUGAACUGGCACCCAACUCAAGCUCAGACUUGUUUGAGUUUGCACUCUCUGACAUAGAGACCAAGAAUAAAGGCGAGCCCCUCAUCGUUUCAGCGCGACUUUUGGAUCCAUCUGACAAUACGGUCAUCGCUCGUUGCACCAAUUGGCCGCAGCCUUAUCGCUAUCUUCAUAUGCCUCAAGCCCUGCUGCGGAUUCGAGCGGAGAACGGAAAGGUCUAUGUGAAAACAGAAGACGUUCCGGUCAAGGGCUUGCUGCUGUAUGUUGAUGAUGUGGACUCAGUUAAGUUUGAUGAUAACUGCAUUGAUCUUGUUCCUGGCGACGAGCAGGUCAUUGCGUUGACGGGAUUGGACAACCAAAAACUGCGUUUUAGAUAUUACGGAAUGGAGAGGGAUUAG
Molecule: messenger RNA, 2586 nt
Organism: Penicillium verhagenii
Lineage: Eukaryota; Fungi; Ascomycota; Eurotiomycetes; Eurotiales; Aspergillaceae
Product: beta-mannosidase
Exons: 6
Coding region: 1-2586 (861 amino acids)
Biological process (GO): carbohydrate metabolic process; glycoprotein catabolic process
Molecular function (GO): beta-mannosidase activity
Source: RefSeq, a predicted model, not a curated record